CAACUCCGACUCUCUGUCAACGCAGCGCGUGACUUCACUCUCCGUAUCCAGAGGCAGAAUCGCGCUUCCCCUCACUCCCCUUCUCCGCCACCAGCAGCAGCAGCAAUGGCAUCGAAGCCGGUCACUGCCCCAGUCCCGAUCACUUGGUACCCAACCCUAGCAGUUUUCAUGCUCUCCAUCGGCCUUCUCAUCACAGCUUCCUUCUUCAUCUAUGAAGCCACAUCCUCGAGAAAAACCCGCAGUCUUCCGAAAGAACUGACCACAGGAGCGCUGGCAUCUUUCUUUCUGGGUUUUGGAUCCUUGUUCCUGCUACUUGCAUCUGGCGUUUAUGUUUAGACUAUCUAUGAUAAUAUCUUUUUGAUGUUUAGACUAUAUAUGAUAAUAUCCUUUUUAUGUUUAGACUAUCUAUGAAAUUUACUCCCAGUAGAACUGAUGAAAAUUUUGUUUAAUGUAACCAGCUAAAUUAGAGUAUUUUGGUAAUGAGAUCCAGAACUUCUUCUUAACCUUGAUGAUGAUAGUUUCGAGUGGUUCUUUUUCCC
Molecule: messenger RNA, 539 nt
Organism: Linum tenue
Lineage: Eukaryota; Viridiplantae; Streptophyta; Magnoliopsida; Malpighiales; Linaceae
Source: the annotation of a GenBank genome assembly